Messenger RNA from Protopterus annectens (West African lungfish), 3444 nucleotides. It is a transcript of the gene MUL1, whose product is annotated as mitochondrial E3 ubiquitin protein ligase 1. Gene Ontology annotation, molecular function: ubiquitin-protein transferase activity. Gene Ontology annotation, cellular component: mitochondrion. NCBI's taxonomy places the organism in Eukaryota, Metazoa, Chordata, Ceratodontiformes, Protopteridae. The transcript is spliced from 5 exons. Gene Ontology annotation, biological process: organelle organization; protein ubiquitination. The record is from RefSeq and is a predicted model, not a curated record. The coding region runs from base 176 to 1228 and encodes 350 amino acids.
UUUGAGUUGUGGUUAAUUUACCAGGGAAGGAGUGUAACGCAGAAUGCACUGAACUUGAGAGGAAGAGCUUUUUUUAGAACUCAGGACUUCCUUCAUUAAGAGGGAGCUGCUCGGAGAGUUUCACAAGUUUUGCACUUGUUUCUGAACUAUUUCUGUAGGAGGGUUACCAUUCUGCAUGGAGGGUAAUGGAAGGCCUUCUGUGGGGCAAGUCAUACUCUUGGCUGCAAGUUCAACAGUUACUGCUGUACUGUACAUGAUUUACAAGAGAAAGUCUGCACUGGUUAGUGGAUUAAAAGAUGCUAAAAAGAUAUCCAUUGAUGCAGACUUGAAGAAGGUUCUUAUGGAGACCCCUGGGAAAUGUGUUCCCUAUGCAGUCAUUGAAGGUGUGGUGAAGUCAGUGAAGGAAACUCUGAACAGCCAAUUUGUAGACAACUGCAAAGGAGUAAUACAGAGACUGACUUUGCAAGAACACAAAAUGGUUUGGAAUCGAACAACACACCUUUGGAGUGACCAUGAGAAGAUCAUUCAUCAGAGAACAAACACAGUCCCAUUUGAUCUGGUAUCGGACAAUGUAGACGUUUGUGUGCGAGUGGUCAAACCACUUGAUGCUACAGAACUGGACCUUGAGACAGUAUAUGAAAAAUACCACCCAGCAGUGCAGUCACUGGCCAAUGUUCUUAGCCAUUACAUCAGCGGCGAGCAACCUAAAGGAAUCAAGGAGACAGAAGAAAUGUUAAAAGUGGGGGCAGCAGUAACUGGUGUUGGUGAGCUGGUAUUAGAUAACAACAUCAUUAAACUACAGCCUCCCAAACAGGGGAUGGCCUACUAUCUGAGCAAACUUGAUUUUGAAUCACUAAUUCAGAAGCAAGACUCCACUGUGAAACGGUGGAAAGUACUGACCAUUGUUUUCAGUGCUAUUACUUUUGUUACCAUUUUUUUCAUUCUGAGAAGACAGUAUAGGUUCUUUAAAGAAAAACAAAUGCUAAAGAGAAUGCAGGACGAGAUAAGGGAGCGAAACGCACAUCUUUUCCAGGGAGCAGAUGGGCAUGAAAGGGAUGCAGCACUGAAUAUCUGUGGCAUCUGUUUAACUAACAGCAGGUCUUGUGUAUUUUUGGAAUGUGGGCAUGUUUGCUCUUGUGAUGAUUGUUAUAAUGCUCUGCCACUACCUAAGAAAUGCCCAAUCUGUAGAAUGUAUAUUUCAAGAGUAGUUCCUCUGUAUAACAGUUAAGAGUCCUAUGAUGGAUACCUGGCAAUCAUGGUAGCCAGAAGUUUGCUUGUUAAUUAAUUGUAAUUUUCUGCCAGUAGGAUGGCAUUUUGUCAUUUCAGGUGUUGAAUAAUUGCUUUUCUGCAGGGUUAAAUGAGAUGUAUCCUCUUGUAUCCCUUUGUACCCGUUAAUUUUGUGUGACAAGGGCCUAACUGAAAUUUAAAUUUUCCUCUGUGUUUCAUGCCAAAGACAUCUCUACCAUUUUGAACACAUUAUCAGUGACAGCAGAAGUACACAUGGUUAUUUCAAAACAUCUUUUUAUCAUGCCUUUUGAGUGAUGGAGGUGCUUGCAGUAUUAAUGCCUUAUGUAUACAAGGGUUUUUAACUAAUUUUAAAGAAUGUUACAGACUGAUUAUUUUGCCCAACAAUAACAGUUGUUUUUCCUUGUUUUAUUGUACGUUUGUAGCUUAUUUAAGAGUUCUGUAGCUGUUGCCAUCACUUCUAUUGAUUGUAGUAAUUUAUAUCUGAUGCCAACUCUUCUAAGAAUUUCCUAUUUAGAGUCUGCUCUAUUUUUAAGGUAGCAAUUUAUGUAGCGCUGCUUAUUUAUGGAAACAUACACUCAGCUUGCAAGGCCUAUUUAUUCUGUUAUAAUUUUUGCAGUAAGACCUUCUGUUGCCUUAUGUCUUUGAUUAUCUUCUUUCAACUGUCACCCUUUGCCAAGUUUACUGAAUGUUUAAAUGUUUUUCUUUCCCCCUUCAAUCUGCCGAGAUGGCUUUUAUAGCUCUGUUCAGUUUCUCUUAUUGUUUCCUCAGUAUAUCUCAAAAAAGUUGUUUGUUGACAUGUUUUUGCUUAACCUUAGAAGCUCUACAUUCUCUAGUUUCUUUAUCCCCAGUUAGAUUUGAAGUACCAGAUUCUUUAUGUAUCACUUUUCGUCACAGCUCUAGAAAUAAAAGGGCCUGUAAGCAUUCUGUUUUGUUUCAUAAUUAGUAACUAAUCAUCUUAUGGCUGAUUUUAUACUGUUUGUAGCACCUGAAAUGAAAAAGUGAGAAAACAGGAAUAAAUUCAGAACUGACACAAAAAUGCAUCAGGGAAAACUCAGCUGCAUAUAUGUGGCAAAACAUAUAUUUAUAAUAAGUCCAAGAAAGUUGGCCAUGAGAGUUGAUAGCAUUGAGUUUUGUUUGGUACUGUUUUUUUUUUUCCUACUUUAGAGUAGUUAGUAGGCUUUUCAGUCUUUAAGCACUUCUUUCCGUAAAGUGUAAGGGGCAGUAAACUUGAAGGUUUACAGUAAAAUGAAAAUGUGCAAAAGCCUAAAGCUCAAGGAUUUAUGUAUAGAAUUAAAUGAGCUUCACUGUGCCCUAAAUAUUUCUUGUGUAAACAUUGCAAGCUACCACUUGCUCAAAAACUUUGCAGUUGCCCCACGAAAUAGUCAGAUACCCUUAAAUACUGUGCAUUUUGACAGUAUGUACUAGUAUUCUGAUGUUUAUUAGCCCUGAUAAUGUCAUUAUUUCCUUAGAAUUGUAAGUCAAGCUUGUCGUAAGCUGAUGUUUGAAAAUCCAUUUGCUGAAAUUCUCUGCAUUUAGUAGUGCAGUACAACCAGUGAAUGUGUGUAACUUGGGAAAAGGGAUGGGCUCCUCUUGGCGCAUGCAGGGGGCCUGUCUUCUCACAAAUCUAGCACUUAUCUAGGUUAACUUUCAUUCAGAUGCAUUUAAACAGCCAGCGUUGUGUAAAUCACUGUUUUAUAAGUUAUGUUCUAUUCAUUAAAAGUAGUGGCAUGGCUGUUUUUGUUUUCACUCUUAAUUUCUGAAUUCAUGUUUGGCCCACUGUAUAAUUGCUCAGACUGUCUCUUGGUAUGUGGACUUCUUUUAACUAUUACAUUUUACAAUAUUAUCCUGUUCUGUCUCAGCACGUGCAUCUGUGUGUGUACCAGAAAUAUGUUGUCCUUGUUAUCUGAUAUACUUCCUGUUAAAGUCUGCAACAGGUUAUGUGUUCACACUUCUUGUGCACUUGUCUAAACAGUACUGUAUUUUUUAUCCCUACAUGAGUCCUUUAGGAUUUGUUGGUCAGGUAGGAAAAUGCUGAGACUUCCAUAAUUUGCAAUAUAGAUGCUUUAUUUUUACCCCUUCUUGUCAUUGGACCGAUGAGAAAUUGGGACAGAGUUCAGUAUUUUUGUUCAGUGUAUUAAGGCUGGUUUCUUAAGCUAUCUAACUUGAUAAUUCAAUAAAAUAUAUUUAUUUUCUCUA